AUGGUGUUCGACCUCCGAUCCUUCAGUUUCGAAGAUGAUGCCCCUCCUCCUAAAAGCUUCUCCCUAAAGGAGCUCCAAGUCGCCACACACAACUUUAGCCGAGACAACUUCUUUAGCGAACGUGUAUACGGCACGCUUUACCGGGGGCGCUUAGCCGAUGGUUCUCCGGUGGCAGUAAAAAGAGCACGCACCGUCUUCGAAUGCAGCGAGGAACAGUCCGAAACAGAAGUUCAAGUGGGACGCUCAAUUUCAGCGCACCAGAACGUGCUACGCCUGAGGGGCUUUUGCCAGACCAAGAAAGAGCUGUUACUGGUCUACCCCUUGAUGAUCAACAAGAAUCUAAGAUAUCAUCUUCGACUUAGACCGGAUCGGUCCACCCAACCUCUCGGUUGCACAACUCUUAUGCGCAUUUCCUUGGGAGCGGCUAGAGGGAAUUUUUGGCGUGCCCUUAUAAUGCACGAUGGAAAUGCAACGGAAGGGACUAUUCAAUGGCCCGUGAGAGUCUCCUCCUCAUCCCAAGGAGAAGAUUCAGCUGAUUCCGAUUCCGAUUCUCCAACCUAUCGUCUCUAUGAAGACGUUUAUGUGGACACCACCUAUGCUGACGGCAGAGUCGAGUUUAUUGCCCCGGAGUACCUACACACAGGAAAGUGCACACUGAGGAAUGAUGUUCACGCCUUUGGGAAAGUGCUUCUUGAGCUCAUCUCUGGACAGCCACCUGCAAAACAUGAAGCGCUGCCUUAUGGCGAAAAUCUCAGUUUGGCGGAAUGGAUUGGUGGAUUUAUGAGCAAGAACGAGUUGGGAAGAUUGAUUGAUCCCAAUUUGCGGGGGGACUAUGAGGAAGAAGAAGCAGAGCAGCUACUCCAACUGGCAUUAUUGUGCGCAGAUGGCGAUCCAUCUAUCCGACUGGAGAUGUCUGAAGUGGUUCGAAUGCUCGAAAGCCAAUUGCUUGGGCAGGAUCCUAGCAGUAGGAGCAGUUGGAGCCAAAGCGAGUGUGAUUCGACUCCUUACUACUCCAUCCCUCCUUCUCCGUCGGAAAUGGCUUUAUGA
Rhodamnia argentea is the source of this 1047-nucleotide messenger RNA. RefSeq names its product BRASSINOSTEROID INSENSITIVE 1-associated receptor kinase 1-like. Bases 1 to 1047 code for a protein of 348 amino acids. Gene Ontology annotation, biological process: protein phosphorylation. Gene Ontology annotation, cellular component: plasma membrane. The record is from RefSeq and is a predicted model, not a curated record. Gene Ontology annotation, molecular function: ATP binding; protein kinase activity. The transcript has 2 exons. Lineage: Eukaryota; Viridiplantae; Streptophyta; Magnoliopsida; Myrtales; Myrtaceae.